UUACCACCAAAACCAUGGAAUUUAUCACCAUUUCCAUCUUAUUUGUGGUUGUGUCAUGUUUAUUUGUCUUCGCCACCACGGCCAACGGACGGAAAACGCUUCCUCUCCCUCCAGGCACCCUUGGUUGGCCUUAUAUUGGUGAAACUUUUGAACUAUACUCUCAAAAUCCUAAUGUUUUCUUCACCUCCAAAGUUAAAAAGUAUGGUUCAAUUUUCAAAUCCCACAUACUAGGAUGUAAAUGUGUGAUGAUUUCAAGCCCGGCCGCUGCUAAACUUGUUUUGGUAACGAAAUCGCAUCUUUUCAAGCCUACAUUUCCAGCUAGCAAAGAAAGAAUGAUUGGUAAACAAGCCAUUUUCUUUCACCAAGGUGAUUACCAUUUCAAAUUAAGACGUCUUGUUCUCAGAGCAUUCACGCCCGAAUCAAUCAAACACAUUGUUCCCGAUAUCGAAUCCAUUGCAAUUGAAGCUCUUCACUCAUGGGAGAACAAUUUGAUCAACACUUUCCAAGAAAUGAAAAUUUUUACAUUCAAUGUUGCAUUGCUUUCUAUAUUGGGAAAGGAUGAAGAGGUGAACACAGAAGAUUUGAAAAGGUGUUAUUACACACUUGAAAAAGGCUAUAAUUCAAUGCCAAUUAAUCUUCCAGGAACUUUAUUUAACAAAUCAAUGAAAGCUAGAAAAGAGCUAGCCCAGAUCUUGGCAAAAGUUUUGUCUAGUAGACGGGAAAGGGAUAACGAACCACACAAUGACUUAUUGGGUUCUUUCAUGGAAGACAAGGAAGGACUCACUGAUGAACAAAUCGCGGAUAAUAUAAUAGGCGUUAUUUUCGCAGCUAGAGACACUACGGCUAGUGUAUUAACCUGGAUCAUCAAGUACUUGGCUGAAAAUCCGGUUGUUCUACAAGCGGUCACCGAGGAGCAAGAAGCAAUAAAGAGGGGUCAAGAUAAGGGAAAUGAAGACAAGAAUUUGAGUUGGGGAGAUACCAAGAAGAUGCCUAUUACUUCAAGAGUCAUUCAAGAGACAUUGAGAGUUGCUUCUAUCUUAUCUUUUACCUUUAGAGAAGCUGUUGAAGAUGUUGAAUUUGAAGGGUACCUUAUUCCUAAAGGAUGGAAAGUAUUGCCAUUGUUCAGAAACAUUCACCACAGUGCAGAUAAUUUCACUGAUCCAGAGAAAUUUGAUCCUUCAAGAUUCCAGGUUGCACCAAAAGCCAAUACAUUUAUGCCAUUUGGCAGUGGGAUCCACUCAUGUCCAGGGAAUGAAUUAGCCAAGCUGGAGAUAUUAGUACUACUACAUCACUUGACCACAAAGUACAGGUGGUCAUUGGUUGGGCCACAAAAUGGGAUUCAAUAUGCACCAUUUGCGCUUCCACAAAAUGGGUUGCCCAUCAAACUCUCUCUUAAGUAAUAUCUAAAGAGAAAGUCAACGCUCAACAAUAGUUUAACUACUCCGUAUUUACUAUUUAGUCAAAGUACAAACACUGAAACCAAGCCAUGAAAGACACAGAGAAUUUGUGCAUUUUCAAGGUAAAACGAGACUAAAUAGACGUCAAGUUGUAUAUAGAGAAGUCUCCUUAACUCACAAGUAAAAACGAUAGGUUUAUUGGGGGUGAUUUUGUAAUAAAUAAAAAGUUGGGGGGGUGUUAGGUACUAUUUAUCGAGGGUGUGAUGAGAAAAUUGAGCUUUUCAUUGACUUUUCUUGUACAAAGUCCGCAAGGCAUUUAUAAUUAAAUUUUUAUCCAUUAUUUUUUGGUUUUGAGUUA
Messenger RNA from Erigeron canadensis, 1755 nucleotides. Its product is annotated as abscisic acid 8'-hydroxylase CYP707A2-like. Gene Ontology annotation, molecular function: heme binding; oxidoreductase activity, acting on paired donors, with incorporation or reduction of molecular oxygen, NAD(P)H as one donor, and incorporation of one atom of oxygen; iron ion binding. Lineage: Eukaryota; Viridiplantae; Streptophyta; Magnoliopsida; Asterales; Asteraceae. The record is from RefSeq and is a predicted model, not a curated record. Gene Ontology annotation, biological process: abscisic acid metabolic process; sterol metabolic process. The transcript has 7 exons. Bases 15 to 1400 code for a protein of 461 amino acids.